This is a messenger RNA of Beta vulgaris subsp. vulgaris (sugar beet), 714 nucleotides long. RefSeq lists its product as uncharacterized. The record is from RefSeq and is a predicted model, not a curated record. Gene Ontology annotation, cellular component: nucleus. The coding region runs from base 1 to 714 and encodes 237 amino acids. NCBI's taxonomy places the organism in Eukaryota, Viridiplantae, Streptophyta, Magnoliopsida, Caryophyllales, Amaranthaceae. Gene Ontology annotation, biological process: regulation of secondary shoot formation. The transcript has a single exon. Gene Ontology annotation, molecular function: sequence-specific DNA binding; DNA-binding transcription factor activity.
AUGAGAGGAUCAGCAAAAAAAGCUCGACACAAUAAAGUUUACACUGCCAAAGGUCCGAGAGACAGAAGGGUUCGGUUGUCUGCAGAUAUUGCUAUCCAAUUCUAUGAUGUCCAAGAUCGACUUGGCUAUGAACGUGCUACUGAGGCAGUUGAUUGGCUCAUGAGUAAGGCACGAGGUUCAAUCGAUAAACUCUUUGAGACCUCUUCCCAACAGUUAGAACACCUUACUAACUUAGGUGCUCAAAACAGCAACACUUUCCACGGUGAUUAUCUUGUAGAAAGUAGUAUGUCAGGUAGAGAAGACUAUGGAGUGGCCAGUUUCCACCACAAUUGUACUACGGAUGGUUCGAUGUUCUUCCCAUGCUAUCAUAUGGAAAAUGGGUCACAAGAUCAAUGUAAUGCUGAUCAUUCAAGUUUCUCAGCAAGCCCCUGCUUACGGUGCUUAGAACGUAGCAGGAUCUCUUAUUUUCAGCAGAUAGAUGAUGGUAAGGGUCAGAUUCCAAGGAUGUUUAUGUUCAACUCCAAAUUGAGUUUGAAGAACGAAGAGCACCCAUUUCUGUCAAAUUCCGUACCAUUGUUUCUGCAGCCUUCAGAAAUCAAGCAUUAUAACGAUCUAUCUUCGGUUCAUAUACCAAGUGAUCCUGAUCUCAGUCUUUGCCUUCCUGCCAACUGCUUAUCAAGCUUCCAUGAUUCUGAACAGUAUACCACUAUCUGA